AUGGCCACCAUUAAUGGGAACACUGAUGCUGCUCAACCCAUCGUUGCUCCUACAAAACACCCUCUUCCUCCUCCUAAGACCGUUGAUUCUAAAUCUGUUCUCAAAAGGUUGCAAUCUGAAUUGAUGUCUUUGAUGAUGAGUGGUGAAACUAGUAUAUCUGCUUUUCCUGAGGAGGACAACAUAUUCUUGUGGAAAGGAACUAUUAAAGGAAGCAAAGAUACAGUAUUUGAAAACACAGACUACAAACUAUCACUUUCUUUCCCAAAUGAUUAUCCUUUUAAGCCUCCUAAAGUUAAGUUUGAAACAAACUGUUUCCAUCCCAAUGUUGAUCUUCAUGGCAAUAUAUGUUUGGACAUUCUUCAGGACAAGUGGUCCUCAGCAUAUGAUGUAAGAACAAUUCUACUAUCCAUUCAAAGUCUUCUUGGAGAGCCAAACAUUAGUUCACCUCUAAAUCCACAAGCCGCACAGCUUUGGAGCAAUCAAGAAGAUUACAGAAAGAUGGUGGUCAAGUUAUACAAAUCGCGAAAUGCUACUGCUUAA
Messenger RNA from Vicia faba (fava bean), 540 nucleotides. NCBI's taxonomy places the organism in Eukaryota, Viridiplantae, Streptophyta, Magnoliopsida, Fabales, Fabaceae. The record is from the annotation of a GenBank genome assembly.